GCGGCCUCUUCCCGGGCGGCCAGAGCGGACUUGCCUCUGCGGGAGCCAUGGCUUGCGUUGCCGGACUCUGGGGUCCCUGCACCCAUGUCAGCAGAGCCCUCGGCCUGCGAGGUUUCAGCACCACGGGUAGCCUCGGCGCCAUUCAGAAGAUGACCCGGGUCCGUGUGGUGGACAACAGCGCCCUGGGCAACACCCCCUACCACCGCCCGCCGCGCUGCAUCCACGUGUACAACAAGAGCGGCGUGGGCAAGGUGGGCCACCGCAUCCUGCUGGCCAUCAAGGGCCAGAAGAAGAAGGCGCUCAUCGUGGGGCACCGCAUGCCCAGCCCCCGCAGGACCCCCAGGUUCGACUCCAACAACGUGGUCCUCAUUGAGGACAACGGGAACCCCAUGGGGACCCGCAUUAAGACGCCCAUCCCCACCAUCCUCCGCCGCAGGGAGGGUGAGUUCUCCAAGGUGCUCGCCAUUGCACAGAACUUGGUGUGAGCAGCUGCGGACCGCAUCCUGGGAAAAAAAUAAAC
Molecule: messenger RNA, 520 nt
Organism: Sorex araneus (European shrew)
Lineage: Eukaryota; Metazoa; Chordata; Mammalia; Eulipotyphla; Soricidae
Product: 39S ribosomal protein L14, mitochondrial-like
Exons: 1
Coding region: 48-485 (145 amino acids)
Biological process (GO): translation
Cellular component (GO): ribosome; mitochondrion
Molecular function (GO): structural constituent of ribosome
Source: RefSeq, a predicted model, not a curated record